Lodderomyces jiufengensis is the source of this 522-nucleotide messenger RNA. It is a transcript of the gene RPB7, whose product is annotated as DNA-directed RNA polymerase II subunit. Gene Ontology annotation, biological process: positive regulation of nuclear-transcribed mRNA poly(A) tail shortening; transcription initiation at RNA polymerase II promoter; positive regulation of translational initiation. Bases 1 to 522 code for a protein of 173 amino acids. The transcript has a single exon. The record is from RefSeq and is a predicted model, not a curated record. Gene Ontology annotation, cellular component: RNA polymerase II, core complex; P-body. Gene Ontology annotation, molecular function: single-stranded DNA binding; single-stranded RNA binding; translation initiation factor binding. NCBI's taxonomy places the organism in Eukaryota, Fungi, Ascomycota, Pichiomycetes, Serinales, Debaryomycetaceae.
AUGUUUUUCUUAAAAGAUCUAUCAUUAAAUAUAACAUUACAUCCAUCAUUUUUCGGACCACAAAUGGAUCAAUACCUUAGAGACAAAUUACUAAGUGACGUGGAAGGAACAUGUACAGGUCAAUUUGGAUAUAUAGUGUGUGUCCUAGAUUCAAUGAAUAUAGAUGUUGGGAAAGGUAGAAUAAUACCAACUUCUGGUAUGGCAGAAUUUGAAGUUAAAUAUAGAGCAGUAGUUUGGAAACCUUUUAAAGGUGAGGUAGUUGAUGCAGUAGUUACAACAGUAAAUAAAAUGGGUUUUUUUGCAGAUGUUGGGCCAUUAUCAGUAUUUGUAAGUACUCAUCUAAUACCAAGUGAUAUGAAAUUUAAUCCAUCAGCGAAUCCUCCUGCUUAUUCAAGUGCAGAUGAAAAUAUAGAGAAAGGUUCAAAAGUAAGAUUGAAGAUAGUAGGUACAAGAACUGAUGUAAAUGAGAUAUACGCAAUUGGAAGUAUUAAAGAAGAUUAUUUGGGUCCAAGUCCUAUGUAA